AUGAAACAGACUUUCUUCGAAAUGCUGGGCAACUGGAGCUUCGGUGAUUAUUUCAAAAAGGAAGCAAUUUGCUAUACUUGGGAACUCCUGAUAAAGGUAUAUGGCUUGGAUCCUGACCGCUUGUACGUGACCUACUUCGAGGGUAACGAAGCUGGCGGGCUAGACCCAGACCUGGAAUCGAAGGAAUUGUGGCGCUCUGUCGGAGUCCGCGAUGACCAUAUCCUGCCUGGAAACAUGAAGGACAACUUCUGGGAAAUGGGUGACCAAGGCCCUUGUGGACCAUGCAGUGAGAUCCAUUACGAUCGGGUGGGCGGACGAAAUGCCGCCUAUCUUGUCAAUCAAGAUGACCCGGACGUGCUUGAAAUCUGGAAUAAUGUUUUCAUCCAGUACAACCGUGAGCCUGAUCGGUCUUUGAGGCCCCUUCCGAACAAGCAUGUCGACACAGGAAUGGGAUUCGAAAGACUCGUGUCAGUACUUCAGGAUAAAUCGUCAAACUACGACACCGAUGUUUUCUCUCCCCUGUUCCAGGCUAUUCGUGACAUAACCGGAGCUCGGGAGUAUCGAGGAUUGUUUGGCACAGAUGAUCCUGAUGGUAUUGAUACGGCCUAUCGAGUAGUAGCAGACCAUGUCCGAACCCUAUCAUUUGCGAUUGCAGACGGUGUGACACCAAACAACGAAGGUCGUGGAUACGUCGUACGUCGUAUACUGCGCAGAGGUGCUCGCUAUGCCCGGAAAUACUUCAGUGUUGAAAUUGGAAAUUUCUUUUCCCGAAUUGUACCCACUGCAGUCAACCAGCUGGGCGAGAUGUUUCCUGAACUGAGAAAGAAACAAAAUGAUGUCAUGGAGAUACUGGAUGAAGAAGAAAUUUCCUUUGCGAAGACGCUUGACCGUGGCGAGCGACAGUUCGAACAUUAUGCCCAGCAAGCUAAAGUGAAAGGCGUUGACAAACUUCAUGGCGCCGAUGUUUGGAGAUUGUACGACACGUUUGGAUUCCCUGUCGAUUUGACUCGGCUGAUGGCCGAAGAAAGAGGGCUACAGAUAGACGACCUAGAAUUCGAGGAAGCGCGCCUGAAGGCCAGGGAAGCAAGCAAGGGUCAAAAGAAAUCUGCGUCAGAUGCCGUUAAGCUUGAUGUCCAUGAUCUGGGAAAGUUGGAGAAAAUGCCCGACGUCCAGAAGACAGAUGAUUCCGCCAAGUUUGAAAAAGGCAAUAUUAUUGCCCAGGUCAAGGCGAUUUAUCAUGGUAAACUGUUUCAUUCGUCGACCGAAGACAUACCUGACGGAGAACAACUCGGGGUUAUUCUUGAUCGCACCAACUUCUAUGCCGAGCAGGGUGGCCAGGAAAAUGACACAGGCAAAAUAAUAAUUGAUGGAAAAGCAGAGCUCGAAGUUGGCGAUGUUCAGCUGUACGCUGGCUACGUUCUCCACACGGGUUUCAUCAAAUAUGGUUCGUUCGCCGUUGGCAACGAGGUCAUUUGCGAAUACGACGAAUUAAGACGAUGGCCGAUCAGGAACAACCAUACAGGGACACAUAUCCUUAACUUUGCUUUAAGAGCAGUCCUUGGUGAUGGUGUUGAACAGAAAGGCUCUUUGGUUGCCGCUGAAAAAAUGAGGUUUGAUUUCUCGCAUAAAUCAGCUAUAUCAGAUAAGGAGUUGGAAAAGAUCGAGGAAAGAUCCACUGAAUAUAUUCGACAGAAUUGUGCUGUAUAUGCGAAAGAGGUUCCUCUUGCAACUGCACGGCAAAUAUCGGGUGUCCGAGCAGUCUUUGGGGAGACAUACCCUGACCCUGUCCGCGUGGUUUCCGUCGGAGUAGAGGUGGAAGAACUACUCGAUAAUAUUAAGGACCCACGUUGGGAGGAGGUUAGCAUCGAAUUUUGCGGUGGUACCCACGCUCAGAAAACAGGCGAUAUCAAGGACCUGGUUGUUUUGGAAGAGAGCGGCAUCGCCAAAGGCAUUCGCAGAAUCAUCGCCGUUACUGGGGAGGAUGCUCAUGAAGUACAAAGGGUGGCAAAGAGCUUUGAGGGACGCCUUGAUCGUUUGGAGGCGAUGCCUUUGGGUCCCAUGAAGGAGCAAGAGGCAAAACAGAUCCAGGUAGAGCUUAAUCAGCUCUCAAUAUCCGCUGUCCAGAAAUCGAGACUCCGGGAACGCUUUGCGAAGUUGAACAAGCAGGUUGUUGAUGGACAGAAGGCGCAACAAAAACUUGAGGCCAAGAAGGCACUUGAGACGAUAAUCACCUACUUUCAAGAGCCUGAAAACCAAGACAAAUCUUGGCUUGUUGCCAACCUGCCAAUAUCAGCGAAUGGAAAGGCUGUUAGCGAAUCACUCAACUACGUCAAGUCGAAACUACAGGGCAAGACGAUCUAUCUUUUGGCAGCAGAUCCCCAACAAGGACGUGUUGCUCACGGCUGCCAUGUAUCCAAGGAGAUGAGUGAUAAAGGUGCUUCUGCAAAUGACUGGUCAGCUGUUGUUUCGAAUGUCGUGGGAGGAAAAGCUGGUGGAAAGGGAUCCACCUCGAUUGGAAAUGGUGUUAACCCUGACAAAGUCGAUGAGGCCGUUGCGCUGGCGUCUGCUUAUUUGAGCAAAUUUCAGUUAUAG
This is a messenger RNA of Aspergillus glaucus CBS 516.65, 2592 nucleotides long. RefSeq names its product alanine--tRNA ligase. The transcript is spliced from 2 exons. Gene Ontology annotation, biological process: tRNA modification; alanyl-tRNA aminoacylation. Bases 1 to 2592 code for a protein of 863 amino acids. Gene Ontology annotation, molecular function: ATP binding; aminoacyl-tRNA deacylase activity; alanine-tRNA ligase activity. Lineage: Eukaryota; Fungi; Ascomycota; Eurotiomycetes; Eurotiales; Aspergillaceae. The record is from RefSeq and is a predicted model, not a curated record. Gene Ontology annotation, cellular component: mitochondrion; cytoplasm.